Messenger RNA from Esox lucius (northern pike), 2071 nucleotides. Its product is annotated as gap junction gamma-1 protein. Lineage: Eukaryota; Metazoa; Chordata; Actinopteri; Esociformes; Esocidae. The transcript has 5 exons. Gene Ontology annotation, biological process: cell communication. The record is from RefSeq and is a predicted model, not a curated record. The coding region runs from base 722 to 1915 and encodes 397 amino acids. Gene Ontology annotation, cellular component: connexin complex.
AGAACGCGUACGGAGGGCCAGUGUAGAAUCCCAUUGAGUCAGAGUUACGCUGCCGACAGGACAAGCAAGAAGUGUACUCCUUCUCCGUAUCUACACGAUCAUCAAGACGGAGCAACUCACCGUUCGAGGAGAACUCCCGUUGUCAUGGUUCAUUAAAUAUGUCCCUCGCUCAUAUUUUAUUUAUUCAGUAGACUAAAUUAUGAGACUUAAGUAAACUAGGCCUACCUCAGACAUUUAAAGCAGAUCUUUUUUUGUUUUGUUUCAUCAAUUUCCGACUUUGUUUAAUGAACCCUAGAUUCGCAAUUCCUAUACCUCGAGAACAGAAAUUCCCAGACUGAGAAAAAACAGCUCUGAUCAUUGAUUUACUAGAAAUCAGGAUGUAAACAGUAGUCAGAAAGUAGCUAUAUCUCACAUUUCAGAUAAGGACCUCCUAAACGGGGCAGGCUUACGUGGAGGUACGGAGGGCAAAAAAAAAAAGUAUUUUGUGACUAUUCUUUUGUCCUUCUCCAGUGUUUGGGUCCACGACAUGGACUUAGGGGUCACAUGGUAUAUUACAAAGCACCGAAUGGGUUAAUAAAGAGGUGGUUGUAGUUGAGAGAAAACGCGGAGGAGAAAGUUUGGGUGCCGAUAAUUUAAAGAGGCUACGAGAGCAACUAAGUCCAAAGACAAGCAGGACCACUUUGUGAACUAAAGAGCUGAGAGCUCCAAGCCGGUUGUCGCUAUGAGCUGGAGCUUCUUUACGCGUCUCCUGGACGAGAUCUCCAACCACAGCACGUUCGUGGGGAAGAUCUGGCUGACGGUGCUCAUCAUCUUCCGCAUCGUGCUGACGGCCGUGGGUGGCGAGACCAUCUACUAUGAUGAACAGUCCAAGUUCGUCUGCAACACGAUGCAGCCUGGUUGUGAGAACGUCUGCUACGACGCCUUUGCGCCGCUCUCCCACGUUCGAUUCUGGAUUUUCCAGGUUAUCCUCAUCACCACGCCCACCAUCAUGUACCUGGGCUUCGCCAUGCACAAGAUUGCCCGCAUGGACGACAACGAAUACCGGCCCGCACGCUGGGUCGGGAGGAAGCGGAUACCCAUCGUGACCCGGGGAGCCCAGCGGGAUUACGAGGAGGCCGAGGACAACGGCGAGGAGGACCCCAUGAUAGUGGAGGAAAUCGAGGAAGUGGAGAAGGACAAGGAGAAGAAGGCAGAAGGCUCAACGAAGAAGCACGAUGGGCGGCGGCGGAUCGCCCGCGACGGCCUGAUGAAGGUGUACACGUGCUCGCUGAUCUCACGCAUCGCCUUCGAGGUGGCCUUCCUGUUCGGACAGUACACCCUCUACGGGUUCCAGGUGGCGGCCUCCUACGUGUGCACGCGCUCGCCCUGCCCCCACACGGUCGACUGCUUCGUGUCGCGGCCCACCGAGAAGACCAUCUUCCUGCUGGUCAUGUAUGUCGUCUCCCUACUCUGCACUACCCUCACCCUCUUGGAGAUCCUCCACCUGGGUGUGGGCGGCGUCCGUGACUCCCUCCGGGGGCGCUCCCGAAAGCCUCUUCUGCCUGUGGCCCGAGCGUCCAUUGUCACCGCUCACCGUACCGGCCAGGGGCCCACGGCACCGCCGGGUUACCACACGGUCCUGGGGAAGAAGGACCCGUCGGGAAAGCUGAGGGCUGAGUUGAGGGAGCCGGUGGCUGGGGACUCCGGGAGGGAGAGCCUAGGAGACGAGGCCACCAGCAGAGACAUGGAGCGGCUGAGAAGGCACCUGAAGAUGGCCCAGCAGCACCUGGAUCUGGCCUACCAGAACGAGGAGGGCCAAGGGCCCACUUCCAGGAGCAGCAGCCCAGAGAGCAACACUACCGCAGCGGAGCAGAACAGACUGAACUUCGCCCAGGAGAAACAGGCGGCGGGCGGUGACAAAGGAGUACAUGCCUGAAUCCUGCCUCUUAACGCCUGAUCUGCCGUCUGCCUGCCUUUUCUUCCCCACUGGCCCUCUAUGGAUUGAGGAAAACCCAUGGGAACACAGCCGGCUACUGCGGGAGACUGUGUGUCUGUCUGUCUAUGUGUGGUUUAGUUUUGGGGGGGGGGGGGG